Messenger RNA from Neltuma alba, 1376 nucleotides. RefSeq names its product CCR4-NOT transcription complex subunit 9. Gene Ontology annotation, biological process: mRNA catabolic process. The transcript is spliced from 9 exons. NCBI's taxonomy places the organism in Eukaryota, Viridiplantae, Streptophyta, Magnoliopsida, Fabales, Fabaceae. The record is from RefSeq and is a predicted model, not a curated record. Bases 61 to 1023 code for a protein of 320 amino acids. Gene Ontology annotation, cellular component: CCR4-NOT complex.
UCCUGCUUAGAAUAAGAGCGAUCGAAGGAUAGGGAAGGCAAGGAAAUUUGCAGAUUCUCAAUGGCAAAUUUGCCCCAGUCGCUCUCCAUGAAUGCGCCGUUCGGAGCUCCAGGUGCCUCCGCCCAGAACGCCGCCGCUACUCAGGUCAACAAGGAACGUAAGCUGGCGUCCGCAGAACACCUUGUUCUUGAACUGAGCAACCCCGAUCUCCGAGAAAAUGCGCUUCUGGAACUCUCCAAGAAACGAGAGUUGUUUCAAGAUCUUGCUCCAUUACUUUGGAAUUCUUUUGGUACUAUUGCAGCACUUUUACAGGAAAUAGUUUCAAUAUACCCUGUUCUUUCACCACCAAAUCUUACCCCAGCACAAUCAAACCGCGUGUGCAAUGCUCUUGCUCUUCUUCAGUGUGUGGCUUCUCAUCCAGAUACGAGGAUGCUAUUCCUCAAUGCUCAUAUACCUCUAUAUCUAUAUCCCUUCCUUAAUACAACAAGCAAGUCGAGACCAUUUGAGUAUUUGAGGCUUACUAGUCUUGGUGUCAUUGGUGCCUUGGUGAAGGUUGAUGAUACAGAAGUUAUAAGCUUCCUUCUUUCAACAGAGAUAAUUCCUCUCUGCCUGCGCACCAUGGAAAUGGGCAGUGAAUUGUCAAAAACAGUUGCGACAUUUAUAGUCCAGAAGAUUCUAUUGGAUGAUGUGGGAUUGGAUUAUAUUUGUACUACAGCAGAGCGGUUUUUUGCGGUAGGUAGAGUUUUGGCAAGCAUGGUGCAAGCUCUUGCUGAGCAACCAUCGUCUCGUCUGUUGAAACAUAUCAUUAGAUGUUACCUCCGCCUGUCAGAUAAUCCGAGGGCUUGUGAUGCAUUACGAAGUUGUCUGCCAGAUAUGUUGAGAGAUGCUACUUUCAGUAGCUGCCUCCGGGAAGACCCAACAACCAGAAGGUGGCUGCAACAAUUGCUUAUGAAUGUUGGAAUGAAUCGGGUUCCUGCUGCACUGCAAGCUGGAGCUGGUUUCGAACAUAUGAUGGUGUCAUAAUUAUAAGGUUUAAGUGGUCAUCUGUUUUUUCGUCAUGUGAUGCUGGUGUCAGAAUUAUAGGGUUUUCGGUUGCUUCACCCUUGUUUUUCACCAAAAGAUGAAAAGGAGAAAAAAAGAAAAAAAAAGAGGGAAGGUUUUCUCUUCGAUGCUGGGCUUUUUAUCUACCUGGUCCAGUCAUGAGUAGUCACAUUUUCUGUUUCCAUCUCAAGCAUUUUAUUUCAGAUAAAUUAGUUGUAAUUAUUGGUAACUUGUGCCGAGUGAUGUAAGAUGUUGUUUUAUGUAGCUAAUUAUAUGGUUCUUUGAUCCAAUUAUUCUCAGAGAACGCUGUGUUAUCAACUCGGAAAAAUUCUUAU